Molecule: messenger RNA, 820 nt
Organism: Cokeromyces recurvatus
Lineage: Eukaryota; Fungi; Mucoromycota; Mucoromycetes; Mucorales; Mucoraceae
Product: PRA1 family protein-domain-containing protein
Exons: 4
Coding region: 45-590 (181 amino acids)
Cellular component (GO): Golgi apparatus
Source: RefSeq, a predicted model, not a curated record
UUUUUUUUUUCUUCAUUCUUUCUUGUCUAAAUCAUAUUCUUCCAAUGUCAGUACCUCUACUUGCAAGUGAUACUGCUCAAGCAUUAGGAUCAGCUGCUGCAAAUAUUACUAAUGAUGCGCGUUUUUCUUUCCUUCAAAGAUUCCGCGAACAGCGUUUAGCCAACAUUCGACCUCUUGGUGAUUUCUUUGAUAAAAAUAGGAUUAGCUUUACUACAAAUUUUCAUACGAUUAGCCAGCGUUGGAAUUAUAAUUUGCAAUACUUUUCAGCUAAUUAUUUAUUAAUCGUUUUAGCUCUUAGCAUUUAUGCAAUCCUUACAAGCUGGUGGUUAUUAUUUACGAUUGCUUUUGUAUUUGGUGGAUUUUAUUUGAUCUCUCGUUUAGAUGGACCACUUGUGAUUGGAGGAACUGCUUUGUCAUCAUCUACUUUAUAUACAUCUUAUGCAGUUAUAUCCUUAAUUUUAUUACUUUUUUCAGGAGCAACAGGGACUAUUUUCUGGAUUAUAGGCGCAGCCGCUAUCAUUAUCUUGGCCCAUGCAGCUAUUUUAGAACCAGGAUUGGAAGGUGAAUUCUCUGCAGAUGGACAAGUUUAAUUCUAAUUGCAAUAAUUAUAAUAAUGAUGUUAAUGUAUUAUGUUAAUGUUUAUUGAAUUAUUAUCUAUAAAUAACUGUCUGAAUCUCAAGUCGAAAAUAACACAAUUAAACAAUAACUGAAACACAUUGUUUUCAACGUCUAAAAAAAAAAGAAAAGAAAAAAAAAUCCCUUUAAAUCAAUACAUGAGUAAUCAAAUGAUAAAAGACUUUAAGAGAAUUAAGUCCUUUUU